AUUUUUCACCUAACCCUGUGACCUAACCCAGCCUAACCUCUUAAUUUUCGGUUUUUGUGAAUCGUUGAAUGGCAUGUUUUUAUUUAGUAUUUAGUUUAUUUGAACAAUUAAUUGAUUCAAGUAGUACAUUUCUAUAGCAGGUAGUAUAGUAAAGGCAGAGAAGGUUUUAUUUGGACAUAUUUGGAAAAUGACUGAAGCUGCACCUUCAACGUCAUUGCCUCAAAAAAGGCAUUACAGGCAAAGAGCCCACUCAAACCCUAUGGCAGAUCAUUGUUUUGAUUACCCUCAGACUCCAGAUGAAAUGGAUUGGUUUAAACAUUAUCCCGAGAUGAUUAAACAAAAUAAUGAUAAUAAUGAAAAUGUGCAAGUCGAAUUCUUGGAUAUUGGAUGUGGUUAUGGAGGGUUGCUUAUUACACUUUCCCCUAUGUUUCCAAAUACUCUUAUUUUAGGAAUGGAAAUUAGAGUCAAAGUUUCAGAUUAUGUGAUGGAUAGAAUAGCUGCUUUAAGAUCACAACAUCCUUCGCAAUAUCAAAAUAUUGCCUGCAUAAGAUCUAACGCUAUGAAAUAUUUACCCAAUUUUUUUAAGAAAGGCCAGUUGAAAAAGUUAUUUUUUCUUUACCCAGAUCCCCAUUUCAAAAAGGCAAAACACAAAUGGAGAAUUAUUAAUGAAUGUCUGCUUGCUGAAUAUGCUUACGUCUUAGCCGAUGGGGGAAUAAUUUAUACAAUAACAGAUGUAAAAGAUUUACACGAAUGGAUGGCAGAUCAUUUAAGUAAACACCCCUUGUUUGAAAGAAUGGGAGAAGAAGAAUUGAAGGACGAUCCAAUUAUAGAGAAGUUAUAUAGUAGUACUGAAGAGGGACAAAAAGUUACACGAAAUAAUGGGGAUAAAUUUUUAGCUGUAUUUAAAAAAAUUUCUGACCCAUACUUUAAUAAUACUAGUUAAAAAUAAAUAACUUGAUACAUAUACUUUUAUUAUACCAAAUUUUUGUGACAUGUGCAAUCAGUCUUUUUACAAUUCAGUAGUUGGUUUUUAAUUUUUUCUGUAACAUCUUUUAUAUCUGACUUUCUUUCAGGACACUGACUCAUUUUUAACAUGCUAUCAUAAAUAAUAUUUUCCAAAAUAUUUGAUAAUUCUGGUAAUUUUAAUUGGUUUAAAA
Molecule: messenger RNA, 1157 nt
Organism: Sitophilus oryzae (rice weevil)
Lineage: Eukaryota; Metazoa; Arthropoda; Insecta; Coleoptera; Curculionidae
Product: tRNA (guanine-N(7)-)-methyltransferase
Exons: 5
Coding region: 188-943 (251 amino acids)
Biological process (GO): RNA (guanine-N7)-methylation; tRNA methylation
Cellular component (GO): tRNA methyltransferase complex
Molecular function (GO): tRNA (guanine(46)-N7)-methyltransferase activity
Source: RefSeq, a predicted model, not a curated record